This is a messenger RNA of Striga hermonthica, 300 nucleotides long. NCBI's taxonomy places the organism in Eukaryota, Viridiplantae, Streptophyta, Magnoliopsida, Lamiales, Orobanchaceae. The record is from the annotation of a GenBank genome assembly.
AUGUAUGCUUCUCCUUUGGCAGUCAUGAAGGUGGUGAUUAAGACCAAGAGUGUGGAGUAUAUGCCCUUCUUGCUUUCACUGUUUGUGUUCCUGAGUGCUACUUGUUGGCUUAUCUAUGGAUUAAUCGGGAAGGACAUUUUUAUUCUUGUGCCAAAUGGACUCGGGUGUCUGUUUGGGGCAAUGCAGCUGAGUUUGUACGCAGUUUACUGCAAAAAUAAAGGUGAAACCAAGAAACCAGCCAUGGAUGGAUCCUUGGAGAACGGAGGACCGUCUCUUGAUCUUCCGAAGCUACCAAAUUAG